Messenger RNA from Cricetulus griseus (Chinese hamster), 666 nucleotides. The record is from RefSeq and is a predicted model, not a curated record. NCBI's taxonomy places the organism in Eukaryota, Metazoa, Chordata, Mammalia, Rodentia, Cricetidae.
ACCACACGCACUGCCAUGGCUGGGGUGCUUGUGCGCAAAGUGAUGGACUAUGUCCUCAGCAAGGACUUCCAGGACUAUCUCAUGAGCACGCACUUCUGGGGCCCAGUUGCCAACUGGGGUCUCCCCAUUGCUGCCAUCAAUGACAAGAAGAAAUCUCCAGAGAUUAUCAGUGGGCGGAUGACCUUUGCCCUCUGUUGCUAUUCCUUGACAUUCAUGAGAUUUGCCUACAAGGUACAGCCUCAAAACUGGCUUCUGUUUGCAUGCCAUGGAACAAACGAAGUAGUCCAGCUCAUUCAGGGAGGGUGGCUUAUCAACUAUGAGAUGAGUAAGAAGGCAUCUGCCUAGCAGUUCGAGGACCAGCUCUUGAAAGGGACAGUGCCUCAGCCACUGUCGCCAAGACAGAGAUCGCAUCAGCCGAAGGGAAAACACAGAAUGCUAUCCUUAAUUACCAUGCCAACAUUAUAGAAAAGCUGAGAGUCUCUAAAUCAACUUUCUGCUGCCUUAUCAAUGCUAAAAUUUAUUUGUCUUCAUCAAGAGUAGUUCAAAAUAUGCAACUAAUUUAAUAAUUUUGAAUGAUGGUUUUAUCUGUAAUAAUCUGUAGUAAUGUGUAUAUUAUCUAUUGGGAUUUGUGUAACAAAAAUCUAAGGAACAAAAAUUUAUAACUAU